CUUUUUUUUUUUCUUUCCCACUUAGUUUUUCCAUGGUUUGGCUUGGAUAUUGGUGGAACCCUAGUCAAGCUGGUUUAUUUUGAACCCAAAGAUAUCACUGCUGAAGAAGAAGAGGAAGAAGUGGAAAGUCUUAAAAGCAUUCGGAAGUACCUGACCUCCAAUGUGGCUUAUGGGUCCACGGGUAUUCGGGAUGUGCACCUGGAGCUGAAGGACCUGACUCUGUGUGGACGCAAAGGCAAUCUGCACUUUAUACGCUUUCCCACUCAUGACAUGCCUGCUUUUAUUCAAAUGGGCAGAGAUAAAAACUUCUCAAGUCUCCACACUGUCUUUUGUGCCACUGGAGGUGGAGCGUACAAAUUUGAGCAAGAUUUUCUCACAAUAGGUGAGCUUCAGCUUUGCAAACUUGAUGAACUAGAUUGCUUAAUAAAAGGAAUUUUAUACAUUGAUUCAGUUGGAUUCAAUGGACGGUCACAGUGCUAUUACUUUGAAAACCCUGCUGAUUCUGAAAAAUGUCAGAAGUUACCGUUUGAUUUGAAAAAUCCAUACCCUCUGCUUCUGGUGAACAUUGGCUCUGGGGUUAGCAUCUUAGCAGUAUAUUCCAAAGAUAAUUACAAGCGCGUCACUGGUACCAGUCUUGGAGGAGGAACUUUUUUUGGUCUCUGCUGUCUGCUUACUGGCUGUACCACUUUUGAAGAAGCUCUUGAAAUGGCAUCUCGUGGAGAUAGCACCAAAGUGGAUAAACUAGUCCGGGACAUUUAUGGAGGGGACUAUGAGAGGUUUGGACUGCCAGGCUGGGCUGUGGCUUCAAGCUUUGGAAACAUGAUGAGCAAAGAGAAGCGAGAUGCUGUCAGUAAAGAGGACCUCGCCAGAGCAACUUUGAUCACCAUCACCAACAACAUUGGCUCGAUAGCAAGAAUGUGUGCCCUUAAUGAAAAUAUUAACCAGGUGGUAUUUGUUGGAAAUUUCUUGAGAAUUAAUACGAUCGCCAUGCGGCUUUUGGCAUAUGCUUUGGAUUACUGGUCCAAGGGACAGUUGAAAGCACUUUUUUCGGAACAUGAGGGUUAUUUUGGAGCCGUUGGAGCACUCCUUGAGCUGUUGAAGAUCCCCUGAUCAUUACCUGGGGUGGGGUUCCUGGAACCUUCCACAAUAGGAUCUGUGAACUUUUGUUUUUUUAAGAGACUGACUUAAUUUUAUGAUUGUUUUACCUGAAUCAAAGCAAGAAAGGACAAGUGGAUUUUUCUAAGUCAUCAAGACAAACCCUUAAAAAUUCAGCCUAAACUAGUAACCAGUAAGGAAUGACAUAUAUGUAUAUGUGUAUAUAUAUAUAAAGUGGACCAUGUCCAUGGCAGUGAGGAUUGGCUAUAAUACCUGCUAUAUAUUUUUGAAACUCAGUGUCACUCACUGGAGCCACUUCAGGGGAGAGCUAUUCUGUGUUCAGUAUACUGUGUUUUGGGAUCCUGUUGAACUUGCUAAAUGUAAGGAAAGCUAUACUAUGUGUUAUAUAAUCUAAUCACAGUUUUGACAGUAUGGCCUUGGAGAUCACCUCCUGUGCAUUAACUCCGGUGAGCACUUAGCCUUUGUGUGAACAUAUUGAAAAAUGUUUUAUUUCAAGGUUCUGCAAACUUAAUUGGGCAGGUUAGUUCAAUACCUGUAACUUGAACAAUUCAGCAACUUUUAGGACAAUUGCAGGUUACUUUAUACCAUAAAUCCUAGGGAGGUCUCUCUGGAAAGACAGGAUUUCCUCCGUGAACAGAAUUACCUUGAGUAUUGGGCUGAUGAAAGUAAGCUACUACAAAAGACAUAAUCUGGAAAACUAAAACCAGAUAAAAGGGGCUGCUUUUUUUUUUCUUCCCCAGGGAACUGGGGAGAGAAUCUGGUUACACUUUUAAGCAAGUAGAAAUCAAGGAAUUGAGGUGUCCAUUAAUUUAUGGGGAGCAGGGCGGGGUUCUUCCCACCUUUCUCACCCACUCCUGGUCUUGGCACUUGGCAGCCCCCAGGCGCAGCCCUGAUUUCUCUGGUAGGCUGGCUCAAAAGGCAGCUUGAGAGACAGGUUUUGAGCUGAGUAUUAAUAUAGAUUGACUUUGGACCUUUUCUUUCUGCUGUGCAGAAUAAUUUUUAAAAACCUUUCCCUUAGAGAUUGAGCUAUGUUUGUGUCUUAUUUUGUGUCUUACUUGGUGCCUGCAUCGCUGUUGAAGGCAAUGAAGGUUUGUAUAACGUGGUUUUUGAACUAGAAAGAAACUCCAAGGCUCUGAGGCCGCCUUGCGCUUUCGCCCCUGUGGUCUCAGGCCAGGAGGCCGGCCUGGGAGGGUUCUGGGAAAAAGGAGGGGUGCAGAGGGCGGGGCCGGGUCGUUCAGGUAGGAGGUGCUUGGGCUGGUGCUCCUCCCUGGUCGGCUGGGAUCCUUAGGCCGCCUGUGUUGGCCGCGUGGGGGCAGCAGAGGCCCGUGCCCAAGUUUGUGAGGGCAUGGUCAUUUCUCCGAAGGUGGCCACUUUUGCGCACGGUUCUGGUACCCGUGGGUUGAGGGUGCUGCUCCCUGAUGCAGACCGCUGCUCCCUGAUGCAGGCCGCAGAGCUGGAGGGACACUGCGGGAGAUGGAAAUUGUAGCCCUUGGGUAGCAUUAGGGUCUCCCUGCUGCUGCCCCUUCCUGGCCUCAGCCUGAGCCCUCACCCCUCACCCCCUAUCCUGUCCUUUGUUCUCUGUCUCUUGCAGAUACGCACUUGGUGGCUCCACCUUUCCCUCACAGCCACCACCGACAGAGCUAGUACUCUUCCGCUGGAACAUAGUCGUGUUUCUCGAGCCCCUCUUGUCCCAGUCCGGCUCUGCUUACUUGGGCGGAGAAGGUAGAGAAGGGGAGGGAGCCCGAGCCAUUUCUAGCGGAGACCCAGGCCCCACCUCCUGUGUUGUGGGUCCCGCCUGUGUUUUAGAGGCUGUGCCAGUGCUUUACAUGGGUUGUUUCAUGCAGCUGUUGUGAUCUCCACAACUCGGCAAACCCGCCUGAGCUCACACAGAGUCCCCUCUCCUUUCUGCAUUUGCCUUCUACCUCCGAGGGCCCAGUUGCCACUCACUUUGUGGGUGGUUCUUAGCUCACACUGUCACUCCAUGAGAGGGUCUUGAUAGGUCCACUGAGUCCCCUUACUAAAUCUAACAGACAUUUAUGUCCUCACUUUCCUCAGUUCUAACACAGUGGAUCUCUUGCUUUUCCUUCUGCCUUCCAGACCCCUUUCUCUCUGCCAGCUUGAGAGCAACAAUUUGACAUUGCCAGCUCCAGGCACAGUCCUGAUUCCCCUAAGCAGUCAUCAGCACUCACCUUGACUCUGACUUCCAAGGUACUAUGCCCAGCACCUCCUCUGAGCUCCAGUCCUAAGGCAGUGACUGCCUUCCCUUCUUUCUACUUGUCUAUCUCCAAGGCCAUCCCUACACAGAAGUAUCCACAUCCUUUCCCCUUCACCCCCCCCCCCAUCUUCUUCACUCCCUCCAGCUUGAGAUGCAUGUAAACUCAAUCUCCAUUCACCAUUGCCACCACCCUAGUUUAAACCACUGCCAUCUUAUCUCAGCAGUUGUCCUUUGCAAUCUGCCCUCCAGAUGGUAGCCUGAGGGCCCCACCCCACGCUCCCCACUAGAGGCCAACACGAAAAUGGGAGCAGAAGAUGGCCCAGUGGGGACAGGUGGAUGGUUAGAGGGUUGAGUAUUGGGAUGUGGUGAUAGGAUAUGGGGGAGGAAGUUUCUAUAAGGGCAUAAGCUUAUUGGGGAGGCUUGGUUUUGAGCUGUAAUUGA
This is a messenger RNA of Myotis davidii, 3772 nucleotides long. It is a transcript of the gene PANK2, whose product is annotated as pantothenate kinase 2. NCBI's taxonomy places the organism in Eukaryota, Metazoa, Chordata, Mammalia, Chiroptera, Vespertilionidae. Gene Ontology annotation, biological process: coenzyme A biosynthetic process. Gene Ontology annotation, molecular function: pantothenate kinase activity; ATP binding. Gene Ontology annotation, cellular component: cytosol; nucleus. The annotation marks the transcript as partial. The record is from RefSeq and is a predicted model, not a curated record. The transcript has 6 exons.